Molecule: messenger RNA, 3176 nt
Organism: Nymphalis io (European peacock)
Lineage: Eukaryota; Metazoa; Arthropoda; Insecta; Lepidoptera; Nymphalidae
Exons: 4
Coding region: 56-3154 (1032 amino acids)
Molecular function (GO): iron ion binding; monooxygenase activity; heme binding
Source: RefSeq, a predicted model, not a curated record
AAAUUAAAUCAACAAUGUUUUAAAUACGAAGUUGCAUUCAGAAUCUCUAAAGGAAAUGUUCACUUUAAUUGUUAUAGUUUUGGUGAUAGCCAUUUAUUAUUAUGGAACUCGAAAUCACGAUUACUGGUCAAAAAGAAAUGUAAAAUAUGAUCGACCUUGGCCUAUCUUCGGUAAUUACUUCAAUUAUGUAUUUGGCAUCAAGAGUAUCACUGUUACUACAACUGAGUUAUAUAAAAAAUAUCCCAAUGAGAAAGUGGUGGGGAACUAUUGUGGCAACACACCGGAGCUUAUCAUUCGUGACCCAGAUAUAGCAAGAGACAUUUUAAAUGUGGACUUUGCACAUUUUUACCUGCGAGGAUUGGGUAGAGAUAUUAAAAAGGAACCUCUGCUACAAAAUAUUUUUAAUGCUGACGGUGAUUUGUGGAAGCUUGUGCGCCAAAGGUUGACGCCAGCAUUCACUACAGCUAAAUUGAAAGGUAUGUUUCCUUUAAUAGUGAAGUGUGCAGAAAAACUUCAUGAUUUAGGGGAUGAAAUUGUCGCAAAGGGUGAAGAGUGCGAUGUACGAGAUCUUAUGGCGAGAUUCUCUACUGAAUUUAUUGGCGCUUGCGGCUUGGGUAUUGAAAUGGAUACAAUGACCAAUGAGAAUUCUGUCUUUAGAAAUAUAGGAAGAGAACUUUUCAACAGAUCGCUUCAUGAUCUUCUGCUCUUAGGUGCCUAUGAAAUCUUACCAGAAAUAAGAAAUAGUGUCGUUAUAUUUGAUAAAAAAUUAGAAAAGUUCUUUGUUGACAUGAUCACAAAAGUUUUUAAACUCAGACACUAUAAACCUUCGGGUAGGAACGAUUUCGUUGACGUCGUAUUAGACCUAGCAGCGAAGGGUAAGAUAAAAGGAGAAUCCAUUGAACAGAGAAACCCAGACGGCACACCGAAGGAAGUUGAACUUGAAAUGGAUCAAUUGUGCUUAAUAGCUCAAGUAUUUGUUUUUUUCGCUGCCGGUUUCGAAACUUCAUCUUCAUCAACAAGUUACGUUUUACACGAACUAGCUUACAAUACGGAUUUACAACAAAGAAUUCAGAAUGAAAUUGAUCAAGUUCUAACAAAAUAUGAUAAUAAAUUGUGUUACGAUGCGGUAGCCGAAAUGACUCUUCUAGACUUGGCAUUCAAAGAAGCCUUAAGGAUGCUUCCACCUAUAGGCACUUUGCAUAGGACUUGCGCAAGUCAAUACACAAUCAAUCAACUCGGCAUAACUAUAGAUCCAGGAGUCAGAAUCGUUAUUCCUGUGCAAGCAUUACAAAACGAUGAAAAAUAUUUUGAAAAUCCUGAACAAUUUAAGCCAGAACGGUUUGCGACUGACGAUAACGUACCGAAAUACGUAUAUUUGCCGUUCGGAGAAGGACCUCGAGCUUGCAUAGGAGCUCGUUUGGGUCAAAUGCAGUCACUAGCAGGACUCGCCGCACUAUUGCAUAAGUUCUCGGUGGAACCAUCAAAGGACACACAUAGAAGAUUGCAGAUAAAUCACCGACUACACGUCGUGCAGGGCGUUAAAGGUGGCAUACCAUUAAAACUGAAAUUAAGAAAUAUAUUCAACAAUGUUUUAAAUAAGAAGUUGCAUUCAGAAUAUCUAAAGGAAAUGUUCACUUUAAUUGUUUUAGUUUUGGUGAUAGCCAUUUAUUAUUAUGGAACUCGAAAUCACGAUUACUGGUCAAAAAGAAAUGUAAAAUAUGAUCGACCUUGGCCUAUCUUCGGUAAUUACUUCAAUUAUGUAUUUGGCAUCAAGAGUAUCGCUGUUACUACAACUGAGUUAUAUAAAAAAUAUCCCAAUGAGAAAGUGGUGGGGAACUAUUGUGGCAACACACCGGAGCUUAUCAUUCGUGAUCCAGAUAUAGCAAGGGAUAUUUUAAAUGUGGACUUUGCACAUUUUUACCUGCGAGGAUUGGGUAGAGAUAUCAAAAAGGAACCUCUGCUACAAAAUAUUUUUAGUGCUGACGGUGAUUUGUGGAAGCUUGUGCGCCAAAGGUUGACGCCAGCAUUCACUACAGCUAAAUUGAAAGGUAUGUUUCCUUUAAUAGUGAAGUGUGCAGAAAAACUUCAUGAUUUAGGCGAUGAAAUUGUCGCAAAGGGUGGAGAGUGCGAUGUACGAGAUCUUAUGGCGAGAUUCUCUACUGAAUUUAUUGGCGCUUGCGGCUUGGGUAUUGAAAUGGAUACAAUGACCAAUGAGAAUUCUGUCUUUAGAAAUAUAGGAAGAGAACUUUUCAACAGAUCGCUUCAUGAUCUUCUGCUCUUAGGUGCCUAUGAAAUCUUACCAGAAAUAAGAAAUAGUGUCGUUAUAUUUGAUAAAAAAUUAGAAAAGUUCUUUGUUGACAUGAUCACAAAAGUUUUUAAACUCAGACACUAUAAACCUUCGGGUAGGAACGAUUUCGUUGACGUCGUAUUAGACCUAGCAGCGAAGGGUAAGAUAAAAGGAGAAUCCAUUGAACAGAGAAACCCAGACGGCACACCGAAGGAAGUUGAACUUGAAAUGGAUCAAUUGUGCUUAAUAGCUCAAGUAUUUGUUUUUUUCGCUGCCGGUUUCGAAACUUCAUCUUCAUCAACAAGUUACGUUUUACACGAACUAGCUUACAAUACGGAUUUACAACAAAGAAUUCAGAAUGAAAUUGAUCAAGUUCUAACAAAAUAUGAUAAUAAAUUGUGUUACGAUGCGGUAGCCGAAAUGACUCUUCUAGACUUGGCAUUCAAAGAAGCCUUAAGGAUGCUUCCACCUAUAGGCACUUUGCAUAGGACUUGCGCAAGUCAAUACACAAUCAAUCAACUCGGCAUAACUAUAGAUCCAGGAGUCAGAAUCGUUAUUCCUGUGCAAGCAUUACAAAACGAUGAAAAAUAUUUUGAAAAUCCUGAACAAUUUAAGCCAGAACGGUUUGCGACUGACGAUAACGUACCGAAAUACGUAUAUUUGCCGUUCGGAGAAGGACCUCGAGCUUGCAUAGGAGGUCGUUUGGGUCAAAUGCAGUCACUAGCAGGACUUGCCGCACUGUUGCAUAAGUUCUCGGUGGAACCAUCAAAGAACACACAUAGAAGAUUGCGGAUAAAUCACCGCCUACACCUCGUGCAGGGCGUUAAAGGUGGCAUACCAUUAAAACUGAAAUUAAGAAAUAUAUAAUUAUCUAGUUCUGUUAUCUUAA